This is a messenger RNA of Eupeodes corollae, 476 nucleotides long. RefSeq lists its product as uncharacterized. NCBI's taxonomy places the organism in Eukaryota, Metazoa, Arthropoda, Insecta, Diptera, Syrphidae. The record is from RefSeq and is a predicted model, not a curated record. The transcript has a single exon. The coding region runs from base 1 to 234 and encodes 77 amino acids.
AUGGUUUACACAGAACGUACCGACAAGUACCUAUCAAAUGGUUCACCUGCUGAAGUCAAGACCAAAUCACCCAGCAGUUCAUUCAAAACCAGCUCAGCACCAGCUGAUAGCAGUUUUCGAAGCAGUGGGAACUGUAGCAGUAGCAGCUCACACAAGAUGGAGGAUUCUAAAUGGAAGUACAAUCGCAUGGUCAAGGAAGACCGCGACAAGUUCAACAACCUACACCAUUGUUAGAGUUCCUCCUAUUGUUGGUUAUAUUAACCAGUGAACUGUAUAAAAAGAAUGAGAGCUUGAUUCUAUUGAUAGAAUAGAAUAAUGUAAAUAAUGUUUAAACAAAAACAACAAGUCAGGUAUAAAAUUAGUAUUAAGAAUAGCAUUUAAUUAAGCUGAUGUAAAGUAUUAUGUAAGAAUAGCGCAAAACAUUAUAAUAUUGGUGAUGUCAACAAAAUAAAUUCAUUUGUAUCAGAAAAUUGAAA